Pelmatolapia mariae (spotted tilapia) is the source of this 2696-nucleotide messenger RNA. Its product is annotated as major histocompatibility complex class I-related gene protein-like. Bases 85 to 1146 code for a protein of 353 amino acids. Gene Ontology annotation, cellular component: external side of plasma membrane. Lineage: Eukaryota; Metazoa; Chordata; Actinopteri; Cichliformes; Cichlidae. Gene Ontology annotation, biological process: immune response. The transcript has 8 exons. The record is from RefSeq and is a predicted model, not a curated record.
AGCUGGAAGCAUGGAGGCGCUUUUUCUAGACAAGCGAACACACAAAGUCUGUUAGAGGUUUGGAUGUUUAUGGUCACAAUGUGAAUGUUUAUGGUCACAAUGAAGGCCUUCAUCUUCGUUUUUCUCCUGGGAAUACAGGGGGCAGCGGCAGUGACCCACUCUCUGAAGUAUUUCUACACUGCGUCCUCUCAAGUCCCAAACUUCCCAGAGUUUGUGGUUGUUGGGAUGGUUGAUGAUGUUGAGAUUGAUUAUUAUGACAGCAACAUGGAGAAAGCUGUGCCCAAACAGGACUGGAUUGCCAAGAACACAGAUCAGCAGUACUGGGAGAGGAACACUGAUAUCUCCAGGGGUCAGCAGAAGACGUUCAAAGUCAACAUUGAGAUUGCAAAGGAGCGCUUCAACCAAACUGGAGGUGUUCACAUUUUCCAGCAGAUGUGCGGCUGUGAAUGGGAUGAAGAAACAGAUAAAGUGAAUGGAUAUGAGCAGUUUGGUUAUGAUGGAAAGGACUUCAUAAGCUUUGACCUGAAGAAAGAGACAUGGGUCGCUCCAAAACAACAGGCUCACAUGACAAAGAUGAAGUUGGACAGUAACAAAGCUACGAUCACACAGUAUAAGAACUACCUCACCCAGGAGUGUCCUGAGUGGCUGAAGAAGUAUGUGAACUAUGGGAGGAGCUCUCUGAUGAGGACAGUUCUUCCCUCAGUGUCUCUCCUCCAGAAGUCUUCCUCCUCUCCAGUCACCUGUCACGCUACAGGUUUCUAUCCUAACAGAGCCGAGAUGGUCUGGAAAAAAGAUGGAGUGGAGUUUCAUGAGGGUGUGAACAAAGGAGAGAUUCUCACCAACAAUGACGGGACCUUCCAGAUGAGUGUUGACCUGGAUGUCUCAUCAGUCAAACCUGAAGACUGGCACAGAUACAGAUGUGUGUUUCAGCUCUCUGGUGUGAACGAGGACAUCGUCACCAAACUGGACAAAUCAGAGAUCAAGACCAAUGAAGGAAAUUCUUUCUCCCUGAUCUUCCCUGUUGUUGUUGCUGUGGUUGUUCUUGCUGCCAUCGCUGUGAUCGCAUUCAUUAUUUACAAAAAGAGGACAGACAAACGUCCCCCAUCUCCUGCAGAGAGCCAGGAGCAAAUGCUUCCUCAAGCCUAAACCACAAACAGCUCUGCACACAAGAACCUGAGAGAAGACGUGUCAGCUCGUUUUUCUCCAUAAACUGGAAUUCAUUGAAUUCGUUGAUUGUUCACAUCAUUAAAUCUGUUAAAAAGAUCUAAAAUCUAAAAUAUAGUUGCAGAUGCUUAUUAGUCAAGAUUUAAUGGAAAGGAGUUUGAAAAUGAGUUGGCAAACAUUACAUCAUUAACAUAUACAUCAUAAUGGUGGCAUUAAAUUAUUCUGAAUAUGUUGUUGGGUGGCUGUGGCUACAAUGUAGCUGCCAUCACCAGUGUGUGAAUGUCUGUGUGAAUGGGUGGAUGACUGAAUGUGUAAAGCGCUUUGGGGUCCUCAGGGACUAGUAAAGCACUAUACAAAUACAGACCAUUUACCAUUUUUUGUUUUCAGUUAAAAAAAAAGGCAAUUUAAAAAAAAAAGAUCUAACAAAGAUGUGACCACUUGGAGAGAUGUAAAACACAAUAAAAACAAUAUGAAACAAUGAAAGUAUCACAGCAGUCUCAAUACAAUCAUAAUUAAACCUUUGUGUGUUCAUCUUCACUCAAACAUAUAUUAGUUUAGUGUUUCUGGGGUUUUCUUGUAAAUUAUUGGAUCACUCAUGAAUGCUGAGAUUCCCUCACUCUCAGUGGUAAAGGAAUUAUAAUAAUAUAUUUUUAAAUCUUGUAAGUUUACUUAAAAUUUGAUUUAAAAGACAAACUUGUGUUGAAUUCCAGGAGACCUUAAAAGAUUUUACUUUGUCUGAUUUGUUUCUUAAUUAAUGAAAAUUAUGUUUAUUCUCUGUUGUUUGAUUUAAGACAAGUUUUGAGUGUUUUUGAUUUUAGAGUUUAGGUCAAGUUGAGAUUCUGGAGGGUUGUGUGGGUUAUGUUUUUAACACAUUGGUUUGUGUGUUUCUGUUUAUAUAUCAGUAAAACUGCAUUGCUCUUUCUCUCCUUUUUGUACUUUUGCUUUUCAAUAAAGUCCCAAAUAUUCCAAAUUUCUGUGAAUUUUUUUUAAAUAAAAUGUACACUUGGCUAAAGUUUCAUGAAUACAGCCCAAAUAUUAAUGGAUUAGCUACAAUUUAACUUGUGAUAGUAGCUCAGUAAGCUUAGGUGUAAUGAUGCCAGCUCCAGUCCAUUAAGUGUCCUUGUGACAAAAGUAUUGUUGUGUGUGUUGUACUGUGGUUUGAUGUUUGCUUUUGUGGAUGUUUAUUUUUUUCAUUUGGUUUACCAACACUAGACUUGACAAUUUGCAUAUGAUGAAGGAACUGACCUCACAGCCAAUUGUUCAUUCAGUGGACUGGUUUCAGCUAUUGUGCAAAUGUACUGUUUAUAAGAUUGGGGAAACCUGCAGUCAGCUGAGACUGAAGAAGUCACUUGGAUGAGUGACGAAAUGUUUCUCCCACUGAAAACUCUACAUCCAGAUGAACCGAAUCAACCUUUUGGGAACACCACACUUUAGAGACUUGUGUUUUCCAGAAUGGUUACCUGAAUCAGGUAGAGUAUAAAAGGAAGCCAGCUGCUUUUAGAGGGGUUGGGUUCUUUGGCGUGUGUUGGCAC